ACGUGAGCCACAGUGAUUAAACAGACAUACGAAGAGUUGAUUAGGUCAGAUCCAGGCCCAUGCUAAGAGUAUAUUAGGACGUUUGUGUUUAGGCAUAUACGUAACAUAGAGAAUUAGUAAGAUGGCAUCUCGGACAUUUAUUUUCAUGCUAUUUCUUUUCCUCGUGUUUUCGCUUCAUAUGGACGAAGCUCUUGCUGCUCAAACUGAAAUCCGCAAACUCAAAGAGACGAUCAAUAUGAGGAGAAAUUUGGAAGGCAAUGAACACAGAAGUUCCAAAAUGAAUGUCGGACCGAGCACAACGAAACGUUGCCAGGGACGGAAAAGUUUGAAAAACAUGGCGACCACUUAUCGUCCUAAUCAUGGCCAGUUCAAUCCUCUUACAGUUCAAGGAGGAUACUCGUCCUCCGUCUGUAAAAGCUGCCCCUCGUUCUCUGCCUUAUGUUAUACUGCUCGUUGCGUCAUCACCAAACGCUGCCAAGGGUUCCGAGGGUCACCAAUGGAGUGCACCACCACCGAAGAGUGUACACGUAUAUCUGGCCCUUAAUUGGAAUACAACUAAAAAUGCAUCUGUAUAUAUCGUGAUUGCUGUGGUUUUUCUAUUGUUCUUCGUAAUUUCAUAUGCAUAGCAUGUGUAUGUUGCCAUAUAUCAUUUCUGUAGAUGUUUAUAGAUAUAUCAGAUGCAAAAUUAUUUUAGUACAUGUAUAUUAUGUAUAUAUGAUAUACUAUUUGCUGAACAUCUGUAUAUCUUAGCUUUAUCA
Camelina sativa (false flax) is the source of this 758-nucleotide messenger RNA. RefSeq lists its product as uncharacterized. Lineage: Eukaryota; Viridiplantae; Streptophyta; Magnoliopsida; Brassicales; Brassicaceae. The record is from RefSeq and is a predicted model, not a curated record.